This is a messenger RNA of Pocillopora verrucosa, 1176 nucleotides long. The record is from RefSeq and is a predicted model, not a curated record. NCBI's taxonomy places the organism in Eukaryota, Metazoa, Cnidaria, Anthozoa, Scleractinia, Pocilloporidae.
AUGUUCCGAUUAUUUCUUGCACUAAGCUUCGUUUUUAUCCUGGGUACCUUUGUAGUCUCAAAGAACCAAUCGGGUUCGAAGAAUGGAACACAGCAAAGUCAGUGUGGAAAGUCUGUUUCGAAGUACAGUUGUUCCUGCCGCGACGGUAGAGACGGCAGAGAUGGUCAAAACGGAAAAGAUGGCCGAGAUGGACGCGACGGGAAAAUGGGAACAAAGGGUGAGAAAGGAGAAGAUGGUCUCUGUAAAGAAAGUGGAGGAAAACAUGGGGAUAAAGGAGAACGAGGACCGAAGGGAAACGACGGAAUGAACGGCUUAAAGGGUCAAAAAGGCGAAUCCGGUCCGGCUGGUAAAUCACCUCAAGGUGCCGUCAAGUUUGGUGACACUGCUGAGAAAUGUACUCUGCGAACUGCUGGCACCGUUCGUUACAAUGUCUCCCAAAAAGCCUUGCAACUCUGCGAUGGAAGUGCUUGGUGGUCUUUGUUGACUGGAGGGAAAGGUCACGUGGCCGAUAGACCUGGCCGUCACUGUAUGGAUAUCCUAAAAACAGGUGGCAGUCGUGGUAGCGGACUUUACUGGAUUGAUCCAAACGAAAACUCGACAGGUGACUCGUUCCAGGCUUUUUGCGACAUGGAGACUGAGAGUGGAGGUUGGACACUAGUAGCCACAAAGGUGUCCCCAAGCUUCCUCUUUAUCAAAACAGCAUUUUCAGCAUCAGCAGCAAAAACCACAGACGCCGAUGCAGCGAGUCACAUUCAUCCUGACAUGGGGGACUGGGAGGAGGUCAUGUUCCGGUUCAGUGACGUCAGUACCAUCCGGGUUAUUUACAACAGGAAGGCGGGCGCUCCAAAUAAGGACAAAACAAAUUUUGACAAGUUCUUGAUGGGGACGACUUACAAAACGCUUAAGAACAUCCACGGAUUUUACAAGUACAGUCCGGCAGAUCACAAUAGGAGAAAUCCGUCUUCUGGUUUUGCCACAAUAUCUAGGCUGCACUACUAUUCAAAUUACGGAAUAGCUGAAGGUUUUGGAGCCAGAGACAAGUGGAUUACCAUGUGGAGUGGUCCUGACAAGAUUAUUAACAACUACGUCACUUCCGACGACAGCCGCGCGCGUGGUACCAAGUGUAUCGCAGGCUACUGUUAUCUGAACAAACCAAUCUGGGUGAUGGUGCGAUAG